Molecule: messenger RNA, 885 nt
Organism: Letharia columbiana
Lineage: Eukaryota; Fungi; Ascomycota; Lecanoromycetes; Lecanorales; Parmeliaceae
Exons: 4
Coding region: 1-885 (294 amino acids)
Source: RefSeq, a predicted model, not a curated record
AUGGCGUACUGCGCGUUUCUCUAUCUUACUUCCUGGCUCAUGGUAGCCUUGUCAUUUCUUGAUAGCUACCUUGUGCAUGCCGGAGAGCCAUUGAUCACCCAAGCCCCUCGAGUUGAUGUCAACUCUCUUUUUGCUCGAGGAGAUGUAUCUACCUGCGGUUUUGUUAGCGGCGAUGUCAAAUCACCACUUACGUGUCCUACGAGCUACUCCUGCACGUCUACGGUACAAGACAUGAUAGGAUGGGCCUGCUGCAACCAGAUUCAGUGCGCAGGAAACUACCGCAUCUGCGUGGACUACGGUGCUCAGCUCUGUGCUGGGGGUCUAGAUGCAUCAGACUGCUCAUCGAUAUAUACCUCCAUUCUGUCUUGCUCUUCGGCUGCUCCAUCCUGCUUCUCGUACGCUCGGUCGCUGAGCCUGGGGGCCGUCUCUACGUAUUUCUCCUUGGCGUGCGGCCAGACAUCCGGCACCGUGCUGGCUCUUCAGACGUUCUUGGGUGGCAACUCACCAGCAGCGGGCACAGCAGCCUCCUCUACCGCACCCGGCCAAUCCAGUCCUUUCUCAACAGCCUCGAACCUCGGCUCCUCGCCUACUGAGUCCUCUUCAUCUAGCCUCUCAGCGGGAGAAAAGGCCGGUAUCAUUGUCACUUCCGUCGGUGUCGCUGUCACUAUGGUCGGGGUUGCGGUAGCGAUUAUGGUCGGCUGGUGGAAGCCACAUCAAGUGCUCUGGCUCGUCACUUGCGGUAGGCGGGGCUGCAAGAGAUCGGUCAAACCGCGGCAAGCGCAGGCGGGACAUCAGCUCGUGAAUGUGGGCAGUGGAGGUGCUCAUAAUGUGGGUGUCAAUCAUGUCGCACAUGGUGGGCGGUGGGGCGCGAUUGGAAGACCGUGA